UUCCGGAAACCCGCGUGGAGUCGUCGCGGCUGCAACGCCGUGCACGGAGGUCGCAAGACGGCGCUUCCUCCUCAGAGGCUCCGGGCGGGCGGCCCGCGCACCUCCCGGGAUGAACCGCUACCUGCUUCCCAUGUCCGUGCUGGGCGCAGCGGUGGGUGGCGUCGUGCUGUUCAAGGAUUAUGUCACAGGUGGGCUUUGCCCCAGCAAGGCCACCAUACCUGGGAAGACAGUCAUUGUGACAGGAGCCAACACAGGCAUUGGGAAACAGACUGCCUUGGAACUGGCCAGAAGAGGAGGCCAUGUCAUCUUGGCCUGCCGUGACAUGGGGAAGUGUGAAGCAGCGGCCAGGGACAUUCGUGGGGAGACGCUCAAUCAUCGCGUGAGUGCCCGGCACCUGGACCUGGCUUCCCUCAGGUCCAUCCGAGAGUUUGCGACGAAGGUCAUCGAAGAAGAGGAGCGAGUGGACAUUCUGAUCAACAAUGCGGCUGUGAUGCGGUGCCCACACUGGACCACUGAGGAUGGCUUCGAGAUGCAGUUUGGUGUCAACCAUCUGGGUCACUUUCUCCUAACUAACCUGCUGAUGGACAAGCUGAAAGCCUCAGCCCCCUCCCGCAUCAUCAACCUCUCAUCCCUGGCCCACAUCGCUGGACACAUAGAUUUUGAUGACCUGAACUGGCAGAAGAGGAACUACAACACCAAAGAAGCCUACUGUCAGAGCAAGCUGGCCGUGGUCCUCUUCACCAAGGAGCUGAGCCGGCGGCUACAAGGUACGGGUGUGACUGCCAAUGCUUUGCACCCUGGCGUGGCCAGGACAGAGCUGGGCCGACACACAGGCAUGCACAAGUCUUCCUUCUCCAGCUUCACGCUUGGGCCCUUCUUUUGGCUGCUCUUCAAGAGCCCCCAGCUGGCAGCCCAGCCCAGCACCUACCUGGCCGUGGCAGAGGAGCUGGAGGAUGUUUCCGGAAAGUACUUUGAUGGACUCAAAGAGAAGGUGCCAGCCCCUGAGGCUGAAGACGAGGAAAUAGCUCGGAGGCUUUGGGCUGAAAGUGCCCGCUUGGUGGGCUUGGAGGUGUCCCAUGGGUCCUCCGUGAGGGGACAGGUCCUGCCCAGGUAACCUCUGCCGGGUCUGCCCCAGGGUCAGCAGGCAGCAACGCGGUUGUCAUCCUCCAGGGGGCAUGGUGGGCCACGCAAGCCAGGGAACCUUCUGGCUGGAGAUGCCCGGUGCGCGCCCGCCUCGUCCUCUAGGGGCAGUGUUGGCACUGUCUCAUGUGGCUUCAGUGACUUGGACUGCAGGUGCGUGGGCACUGCUGGCUGGCGUGUGACCUGUUGCCCGGGGGCGUCACCGGCCAUCCGAAGGGGAGGAAGCCCCUCAGGAGCAGCAGUGGUGGCCAGGGUGGCAGGCUCUCCUGUGUGGCCUCCCUCCCCUCCUCUGAACCUGGGGUCUGCAGAAGGAGCACUGUGAACUUGCCCUGUGGCCUGUGGACCCAGUGAAGGGAGCUCACGCCCUUGUGCCUUUGUGCCCAGGACCCGCUGUCCUGGCCCAGUGGCUGGGUUCCUGAAGGAGGUGGAUACAGACCCGGCCUGGUACCACAUGGCCCCCCCAGGGACACACAGAGGCUGCGAUCACCACCUCCUUCCAGUUCCUAUGGUUGUUCCAACUUCAAACUCGAUUCUUAGUAAUAAAAAUUCCCCCAAAUGUC
Perognathus longimembris pacificus (Pacific pocket mouse) is the source of this 1700-nucleotide messenger RNA. RefSeq names its product retinol dehydrogenase 13 (gene Rdh13). The record is from RefSeq and is a predicted model, not a curated record. Gene Ontology annotation, molecular function: oxidoreductase activity. The transcript is spliced from 7 exons. The coding region runs from base 110 to 1114 and encodes 334 amino acids. NCBI's taxonomy places the organism in Eukaryota, Metazoa, Chordata, Mammalia, Rodentia, Heteromyidae.